AUGCACUCCCUCCACAAUGCCAUAUCGAAAAUUAAGCGUGUGGGCACUAAAGGGAAGCACGAUAAGCCUGAUAUCGCCCGGAACGGCUCCGCCAACGGGGCCAACAGCGCCAAGGAUAAGGCCUCCAUCACUACCCCAACAUCCGUCUCUAGCAGUGAGCUUAAUGUAGACGGCGAGCCAUUGAGCAAGAACCAGACUCGGAAGAAGACGUCCCGCAAGUCCCAUCGUGAACGGAAUGUCAUUGCCGAGCAGCGAAAGGCGGAAGCCAUCAGGCUCCGGAAAGAGGCGGAUGCAAAGGUGGAGGCCCAGGAACCCGCAGAGGUUCGAGCAAAAUAUGGCGAAUACCCUCUGGUCCAAUCCAUAGAUCGAAAACGAGAGCUUCGUGUGCAGCUCAGGGAUGUAUCGGCCGAGAGAGAUGGGGAGGUAAUCCUCUUCCGAGCUCGCGUUCAUGCCUUGCGAAAGAUGAGUGCCAACUUGGCAUUCUUUGUAUUCCGCCAGCAAUUGUCGACCAUUCAGGGCGUUCUUGCCCACCAGGGAGAAAAAGUCAGUACACAUAUGGUUCAAUGGGCGGAGCGAGUGCAAUCGGGGUCAAUCGUGCUGGUAAAAGGGACACUGCAAAAGCCCAAAGAACCUGUCAAAGGCUCCACGAUCCAUGAUAUCGAGGUACUCAUUUCGGAGCUGCAUGUCAUUUGUCGAAGGCCAGAAGCUGUUCCGUUCACAGUCUACGAAAAUGAGCUGUCAAAGGACCACGAAUUUGAUGAGGAGGUCGAUCAUAGUUCACAACACCAACACACUGGACAUAUCACAGAUCGUACAAGACUCGCCAAUAGGCUGCUUGACUUGCGGUCAGUGACUUCCAAAUCGAUCUUUCGUGUCAGCUCUGGCAUCACAACUCAAUUUCGCUCCUUCUUGGACUCGCAAGGCUUCAUCGAGAUACACACACCAAAGCUGCAAGGAGGUGGAACAGAAUCGGGGGCGAGUGUCUUUCAAGUGGACUACUUUGGAAGACCCGCUUUUCUUGCUCAAUCGCCUCAGCUGGGGAAACAGAUGUGCAUCGCAGCUGACUUCGAGCGAGUGUAUGAGAUAGGGCCCGUCUUUCGCGCAGAAAAUAGCAACACCCAUCGCCAUCUGACGGAAUACACAGGACUAGAUUUGGAGAUGACUAUCGAGGAGCACUACCACGAAGCACUAGAUUUGAUAGACAACCUGCUCAAGAGUAUAUUCCAGGGUGUAUAUGAUCGAUACAGGACUGAAAUAGACAUCAUCAAGCACCACUUUCCGCACGAGGACCUCGUCUGGCUGAAAGAGACACCCAAGAUUCCUUUCGCGGAAGCAAUACAGCUACUCAACGACUCUGGCUGGCGAGACGAGAACGGCAAGGAAUUGCCCCUCGACGAAGAUCUGGGAACCAGGGACGAGAUACACCUUGGUGAGGUGAUCAAGAAGACGUACAAUACCGAUUACUACAUCCUUGACAAGUUUCCGAAAUCUGCAAGACCAUUUUACACAAUGCCCGACCCUCAUAACCCUAAGAUCACCAACUCCUUCGAUAUCUUUGUUCGUGGUCAAGAAAUCAUCAGCGGUGGACAACGUAUACAUGAUGCAAAAUUGUUGCUGGACAACAUGGAUGCAAUGGGCGUCGAUCCAAAUACUAUGAAAGAAUAUAUCGACGGCUUCAAAUAUGCAGCCCCUCCACACGCAGGCUGUGGCAUUGGCCUGGAACGAAUUCUCAUGCUGAUCCUAAAUCUGGGCAAUAUCCGCUUCGGCUCGCUCUUCCCACGAGACCCAAAGAGCUUGCCACCACCCCCGCCCAAACCCGACAUUCGUCAUCUCGAAUCUAGUACACUCGAGCCUCCAUGGGGCGAAGGUGAUGCGCCUUCCGAGGAAGCAAUGCAGCCCCUCGAGAACCUCGUCGCCAACUACGGCGACUCGACAAACACAUCCUGGUUUGACGACCGCUAUCUAAUCUGGCGCCAUAAGCAAACCGGCGCCGCAGUCUGCUACGUCCCCAUACGCGGCUAUGCCAUCCUGCCCGGCGACGCCCUGUGCGACAUUUCUCAAUACACAAACGUCGCGGCCACAUUUCUCAAAUGGCUCAAAAAGGAAAAGAACCUAAAACCCAUCUGGCUCCUGGUGGGCCACGAGCUCGAAGCCGUCCUAGGAGAGAAAUUUGGCUGGAAAACCCUCACCUGCGUCGCCGAAGAGCGUGUCAACGCUCUCAACGAUACAGCCACCAAAGAUCACGACGUCGCGCGCAAGAUCCGGCGCGCGGAGAAAGAAGGCGUUAAGAUCAUCGACAUUGACGAAGGCAAGCCCGUGCCUGAAGACGUGAAACAGAAAUGCGACGCGCGUAUCAAAGAAUGGCUCGGCAACCGCAAAGGCACGCAGAUCCAUCUCUCGGAAAUCACGCCCUGGAUCGACCAGCAGCAUCGUCGUUACUUCUACGCCGAAGACAAAGAAGGCAAGAUCUGCGCCAUGGUCGUCCUCGCCCAACUCGCCCCUCGGCAUGGCUACCAGGUCAAAUACUCUCUCGACUUCGCGGGCGCCCCUGGAGGCACGAUCGAGCAUAUCACCCUGCACGCCAUCCACGCUGCAAAAGCUUCCGGCACGAAAGUCCUGACGUUUGGAAGUGCGGCGAGUACGGAGUUGCACGCUGUUCACCAUAUGAGCGGCGCGAGGGUCAAGGUGCUGCAGAAUAUGUAUGAGGGGAUCGUCAAGCAAUUCCGGUUGACUGCCAAGAGCGAGUUUAGGCAGAAGCUGGGGGGCGAGGAGGAUCCAGUCUAUGUGUGCUAUCCACCGGGUGGAUUAGGGGUGAAGGGAAGUAGAGCUAUUUUGGAGUUCUUCGAGCAGGAUCAUUAG
This is a messenger RNA of Bacidia gigantensis, 2859 nucleotides long. RefSeq lists its product as uncharacterized. Lineage: Eukaryota; Fungi; Ascomycota; Lecanoromycetes; Lecanorales; Ramalinaceae. Bases 1 to 2859 code for a protein of 952 amino acids. Gene Ontology annotation, biological process: aspartyl-tRNA aminoacylation. The transcript has a single exon. Gene Ontology annotation, molecular function: ATP binding; aspartate-tRNA ligase activity; RNA binding. Gene Ontology annotation, cellular component: aminoacyl-tRNA synthetase multienzyme complex; cytoplasm; cytosol. The record is from RefSeq and is a predicted model, not a curated record.